Malassezia japonica is the source of this 1662-nucleotide messenger RNA. It is a transcript of the gene aif1, whose product is annotated as Apoptosis-inducing factor 1. Gene Ontology annotation, molecular function: 2 iron, 2 sulfur cluster binding; flavin adenine dinucleotide binding; oxidoreductase activity, acting on NAD(P)H. Gene Ontology annotation, cellular component: cytoplasm. Lineage: Eukaryota; Fungi; Basidiomycota; Malasseziomycetes; Malasseziales; Malasseziaceae. The record is from RefSeq and is a predicted model, not a curated record. Bases 1 to 1662 code for a protein of 553 amino acids. The transcript has 2 exons.
AUGAGCGGAGAGAAUGGUAGCGGCAAGGUCCGCGUCUACGCCGCGCGCUUGGAUGAAAUCCCUGAGGGAACAAUGCGGGAGGUGCCGCUCGACGACGAACAGGUGCAAGUGAACGCGCUCGUGUCCAAUGUGCACGGCGAGAUUGUGGCGACCUCGUCGCGGUGCACGCACUACGGUGUGCCGCUCGCCAAGGGCGUGCUGACGUCCGACGGGCGCGUCUACUGCCCGUUCCACGGCGCGUGCUUCCGUGUGACGACCGGUGACAUUGAGGAUGCACCGGGCCUCGACCCGCUAAAGAAGAUUGACGUGGAAGUGACCAACGGCCGGGUGUACCUCUUGGUCGACUACGAGGCGCUCAAGCGCCCGACCGACGGCAAGUGCACGGCGCCCGCCAAGGGAGGGCCGCACACGGUAUUCGUCGGUGGCGGUGCCGUCACACUGCAUGGCGUGCAAGAGAUGCGCCGCCGGGGCUACAAGGGCCGCAUUACCGUCAUCACCGCCGAGCCCCACCCCCCGAUCGACCGCCCGAAGCUGAGCAAGGGCGUCGCGCCGAAGCUCGAGCAGGUCGUCGUGCGCGACGAAGAGUACUGGCGCGAGCGCCUCGACGUCGACCUGCGCACCUCGUGCCAGGUGUACGCGGUCGACACGAAUACGAAGCGCGUGCAGAUCUGCGGCAACGACACGCUGCAGUACGACAACCUCGUGAUUGCCACCGGCUCGAUUCCCCGCCGCCUCCCGAUUGAAGGCGCAAAGCUCGGCGGUGUGUACACGCUGCGCACCAUGCGCGACGCACAGGCCAUUAGCGACGCGCUCGAGCGCCGCAUGCACCAGCACCUCGUGGUUAUCGGCACCGGCUUCAUCGGUCUUGAGAUGGGCAUUGCAUUUGCGCGCCGUGCCAAGGUGACGCUCAUCGGCCAGACGCACGUUCCCCUCGAGGGACCCCUCGGGCGGUAUGUCGGCGGUGGUCUGCAGACCGCGCUCGUGAACGAGCGCCCCCUGCGCUUCCUCAACGCCGUCGACGUGGUGCGCAUCGAGUCCGGCCCCGACGACGAGGUCACGGCGGUGAUUGUGCAGCCCCGUGCGAAGGGCUCGCCUGAGCUCUCGCUGCGUGCCGACCUCGUGCUGAUGUCGGCCGGAGCGAUUCCCGCGACGCAGUUCCUGCGGCAGUCGCCGUCGUUCCCCGAGCUGCGCCCCGACGGCUCGGUCGAAGUGGACUCGGCGCUGCGUGUCGUCGGCCUUUCUCACGUGUACGCCGGUGGCGACAUUGCCGCGUACCCCGGCCCCAACGGCAUUACGCGCAUCGAGCACUGGAACGUCGCGAGCAACCACGGCCGCGAGAUUGGCCGCACGCUCGCGACUGGCAGCAAGCGCGUAUACUCGCAUAUCCCCGUGUUUUGGUCGGGCCUCGGCACGUCGCUGCGGUAUGCUGGCCAAGGCGCCGGCUACAACAAUGUGCACGUCGACGGCGAGCCCGACGAGGAGGAGUUUGUCGCCUACUAUGCCAAGGACGACCGCGUGAUCGGCGUCGCAACCAUGCGCCGCGAUCCGACGAUGGUCCAAGCCCUUGCGCUGAUGCGUGCCGGCAAGAUGCCGUCCUUCCACCAGAUUGCGAAAGGCUUCGACCUCUUCUCCAUCUCGGCCGCGGCCGAAGUGCAGCUUUAG